Molecule: messenger RNA, 1667 nt
Organism: Closterium sp. NIES-65
Lineage: Eukaryota; Viridiplantae; Streptophyta; Zygnematophyceae; Desmidiales; Closteriaceae
Source: the annotation of a GenBank genome assembly
UGCUGGCUCGCCUGCGGGGUUUUUUACCCCAGAUGGAGCAGGAGAACCAGAAGCUGCAGCGAGCCAUAGAGGAGCAGGGCCAACAUUCAGUGAGCAUGGAGGCAGUGGACGACUCACAGCAACACAUUGAGAUGGACCUAUCACUAGGUCUGGUUGACUUGCGCACGGCAGAUGCCGUGGCGGCAGCAGAGAGGGCUUUGUCUGGGGCCGGACAGGGGAGCUCUGUGGGCAGAGGGGAGGGGGAAGGGGAGGAGGGCGAGGCUUGUAGCAGCGAUUCUGACUCAGAACUAGAAUCAGAGAGUGAAGAUUCUGAUGGUGAUGAUGGUGGGAAUCAGGGUGGUAUACGAAGGGCUGAUGCGCAUGAGGGAGAUGGCUUGGGCGGUGGAGACAGCUCGUCCGAUGGAGCAUCUUUUUGUAACGCGUAUCCAUCUGAAACUCGUUCUAACGGAGCUGCCGUUGACAUGACGACCGGCAACUUGGCGGACGGAAUGGUAACUGACGGUGGGCCACAAGCGGACGAAGCGUACGUGUUUACGGAUGACAUGUACGAAGGAGGCGUGGGGGCGCCCGGGUUACCCGGUUACAACGAGAUGGGGAAAGCUCCGCUAGGAAAAGGGGAGCUGACGUAUAGAGGAAUGAACAUCCUCGCUCCCAUGGUUAGAGUGAACACCCUCGCAUUCCGGCUGCUUGCUCUGGACUGUGGCGCGGAUAUGGUGUACAGCGAGGAGGUGAUCGACCACCGCUUUGUACAGUGCAAGAGAGUGGUCAACUCUGUGUUGAAUUCCGUUGACUUUGUUGAACCCACCACGGGCAUCGUGGUGUUCCGCACGUGUGAGGCAGAGAAGACGCGAGUGGCCUUCCAGAUCGGCACCGCUGAUGCUGUCCGGGCUUUAAGGGCUGCCGAAAUGGUCUGCAACGACGUGGCAGCCAUAGACAUCAACAUGGGUUGCCCCAAGCCCUUCUCCACCAGUGGUGGCAUGGGUUCUGCUCUGCUCUCCCGCCCAGAAAACGCAUGUGAUAUCCUCUCCACCCUGCGUCGCAACCUGCCUGCCUCCAUCACAGUCACGUGCAAGAUCCGUCUACUCGACUCGCCCCACCGCACACUCGACUUUGCCCGGGCUGUUGAAAGCACAGGAAUUUCAGCUCUGGGCAUUCAUGCAAGGAAGGUUCCUCACCGCCCGUCAAUGAAGGCGCAGUGGGAGGCGCUCCCUGCAGUGGUCUCGUCGCUCUCCCUCCCGGUCAUUGCCAAUGGGGACGUCUUCUGCUACAGUGACUUCGAUUCCAUUAGAGCGGCGACAGGAGCAUCAUCAGCCAUGGCAGCGCGAGCGGCUUUGUGGAACCCAACUGUGUUUCGCCCAGAGGGGCAGCAGAACUGGGAGGUGGUGAAGAGGCUGUUUCUGAGGCAGGUGGGACUGGGAGGUGGUGAAGAGGCUGUUUCUGAGGCAGGUGGGACUGGGAGGUGGGACUGGGAGGUGGUGAAGAGGCUGUUUCUGAGGCAGGUGGCACUGGGAGGUGGUGAAGAGGCUGUAUCUGAGGCAGGUGGCACUGGGAGGUGGCACUGGGAGGUGGUGAAGAGGCUGUAUCUGAGGCAGGUGGCACUGGGAGGUGGUGAAGAGGCCGUUCCAGAGGAAGAUGGGACUGGGAGGUGGUGGGAUGCAGGAACAUAG